AUGAGAUUAACAGAGUUUCGUGUAAUUCUACCAUUGACUGUUGAGGAGUAUAGAGUUGGACAGCUUUACUCUGUGGCAAAGACUAGCUCCCAAGAGACAACGGGAGGUGAGGGUGUUGAAGUCAUCAAGAACGAACCAUACACUGAUGAUCAGCGUGAAGGACAGUACACUGAGAAGAUAUAUCACUUGGGAAAUCGUCUACCUGGAUGGGUACGCGCGAUAUGCCCAGCAAGCGCACUGAAACUUGAGGAAAAGGCUUGGAAUGCUUAUCCAUACUGCAAGACAGUACUAAAGAGUCCAUUUAUGGGCGAUAGCUUCAGCUUCAUCAUCGAGACACGUCAUGCUCAAGACAAUGGUACCCAAGAGAAUAUCCAUGGCCUUUCAGAAAAGGUGCUAAAGACUAGAGAGGUUGAAUAUGUUGAUAUCACAAACGCUGUGGAUAAGAAGGAGUACAAGGCAGAGGAGGAUCCAACAUUGGUCAGAUCGGAGAAGGCCAACAGAGGUCCAUUGGUCAAUGGAGAGUGGAGAACUAGCACAGCACAUCCAGUCAUGUGCUGCUACAAAUUGGUAACAGUCGAGUUCAAGUGGUUCGGUUUCCAGACCAAGGUGGAGAACCUGAUGAUUAGGAUUGAGCGCGAUCUCUUUAUGAAGUUCCACAGACAGGUGUACUGCUGGUUGGACGAAUGGUUUGGCUGGACGAUGGAGGACGUCAGAAACUAUGAGGACAGGACCAAAGAGGCACUUGCCGCCCAGUUGGCAUCAAAAGAACCAUCCAAGGCCAAGCCAAUGGAUGAUUAG
Messenger RNA from Acytostelium subglobosum LB1, 798 nucleotides. RefSeq lists its product as hypothetical. The record is from RefSeq and is a predicted model, not a curated record. Gene Ontology annotation, cellular component: cytoplasm. The coding region runs from base 1 to 798 and encodes 265 amino acids. Lineage: Eukaryota; Evosea; Eumycetozoa; Acytosteliales; Acytosteliaceae. Gene Ontology annotation, biological process: phospholipid transport. The transcript is spliced from 4 exons. Gene Ontology annotation, molecular function: phosphatidylinositol binding; phosphatidylcholine binding; phosphatidylinositol transfer activity.